Messenger RNA from Tigriopus californicus, 1014 nucleotides. Its product is annotated as peroxidasin homolog. The transcript is spliced from 3 exons. Lineage: Eukaryota; Metazoa; Arthropoda; Copepoda; Harpacticoida; Harpacticidae. Gene Ontology annotation, cellular component: neuron projection. The coding region runs from base 253 to 999 and encodes 248 amino acids. The record is from RefSeq and is a predicted model, not a curated record.
CCUUUUUGGUUGGAUUCACUUCAGUCGAGUGUGGAAGUCUUAUGGAGUCGAAUGGGUGUUAUUGAGCCAGGAGAUUUUCAAAACAAACUGGAAUUUGUGACAUGAGUCCGAAGUUGCCCAAGGCGAGUUUUGAACCGUGACAGUGUGACUCAGGGAUACUAAAGUGCUGUUGUCCAGUGUUGUUUUCUUGGAAACGAUUGAAGAAAAAAAACCAAGCUAUUUAGAAACAGACACUUUGACUUGAAAUUCAAAAUGGAUUUCAAAUCAUUCAUCUUUCUCGUGUUCUUUCAAAUUUGCCAAGGUUUGCCUCAACAAUUCAUCGCAUACAGCGAGCCCGCCUCCCGGGGCUCCUCGUCGAAUUCCUUCUCCCAAAGUGAACCCACCAUCGUCACGGAUGGAGAGGUGUUUCGGGUUCAGAUCGGAGAGACGUUACUACUGCCGUGUCAGGUUCGGGAUCUCGGUCCCAUGAUUCUUCUGUGGAAGAAAGGUACGCGUGUCCUCACUGCCGGAGGCCUGCAGGUCCGUAGGGACGACCGAUUUAACCUCCAAGGGACCAAUCUCCAGAUCAAGGACAUUGAACGAGAAGACUCGGGAGAGUAUGUCUGCGAAUUGGAGACCGACGAGGAGCAACCGACGGCCAUCGUUCAUUCCGUGGAAAUCUUAGUUCCACCCACAAUCAGUACGGAGCCGAGUAACGGUCAGAUCGUAGUGAAGAGAGGCACCACCGUCUCGUUGAGUUGUGAGGCCCGAGGCCAUCCUCAGCCUCAAUUGUCCUGGUCCAAGUCCCACGAUCAGAUGCCCAAGAGCGAUAUCACGAGUUCCGGGUCAACUUUGAUCUUGGCCGAUGUGACUCGUCACCACGCGGGUGUCUACAAGUGUCAUGCCUCUAAUGGAGUGGGUCAAGAUGCCACGCAGGAUAUUCACCUCCAAGUUUUAUGUAAGUUGGGGUCAAGCAAUUUGGAGGCGAUUAACACGCUAUUGUACAUUGAGCCACCAUAAAUCGAAGUGGAAUAC